UGAAAGCGUCCCGUCAGUCGCGCGUGAGGGCUUGGUGAGGUGAGGUGAGGGAGUGAGGGAAAGAGAGCGAGCGAACGGCUCUGGGUUUUUUUUUUUCUUUUUCUUUUCCUCCCUGUCAUCCCGAGUGACCCGUAAACCCGGAGAGGGAGCCGAUCCGAGCCUGGUGAGGGACGGUUCCUGUGCGGGUGGUCGGCAUGGCGCUCUCGGUGCCGGUCAACGGCAUGAAGGAGGUGGGCGACGGCAAGGAGCCCCUCAUAGAACUCUUCGUCAAGGCUGGCAGUGAUGGCGAAAGCAUAGGCAACUGCCCCUUCUCUCAGAGGCUCUUCAUGAUACUGUGGCUCAAAGGAGUGGUCUUUAGCGUCACAACAGUUGACUUGAAAAGGAAGCCUGCAGACCUUCAGAACUUGGCUCCAGGGACACACCCGCCUUUCAUCACCUUUAAUAACGAAGUGAAAACUGAUGUGAACAAGAUUGAAGAGUUCCUUGAAGAAGUUCUCUGCCCACCCAAGUAUAUAAAGCUUUCAGCAAAACACCCAGAAUCAAAUACUGCUGGAAUGGACAUUUUUGCUAAAUUUUCAGCGUUUAUCAAGAAUUCCAGACCUGAAGCCAAUGAAGCCUUAGAGAGGGGUCUUUUGAAAACUCUACAGAAGCUGGACGAGUACUUAAUCAGUCCCCUCCCUGAUGAGAUUGACGAGAACAGCAUGGAAGACAUCCCUGCCUCCACGCGCAAAUUCCUGGAUGGGAAUGAGAUGACGCUAGCAGAUUGCAACUUGUUACCCAAGUUGCAUAUCGUCAAAAUUGUGGCCAAAAAGUAUCGCAACUUUGAUAUUCCCAAGUCUCUGACGGGCAUCUGGAGAUACCUGAAGAACGCCUAUAGCCGUGAUGAAUUCACCAACACUUGUCCUGGAGACAAAGAGAUUGAAAUCGCCUACAGCGACGUAGCUAAAAGACUCGCUUAAAAAAAAAAAGCGGCGUUGUUACACAUGUAUAAGCAAAAGCUUUUUUUAACAGACUGCUCUUUUUUUCUUUUUUUUUUUUUUUUUGGUCUUUUAAGAUAGCCAUUUACUUUGCAUGUAUCUUGCAGUUAAUUCAAGUGCUACACUGGGCAGACCAGGCAUUGUCAUUUAUCUUUCUCCCUUUUGUGAAAUGCAAAUUUAUAUUUACACGGCUUAUUUUGUUUUGCCUCCUGUAAAAGGGCAAAUGCAGCCAUUAAGAGGGCAGUAAAACCAUGGUAUAGGGACGCGGUGGCGCAGCUUGUCGAUCGAAAGGUCGGCAGUUCAGCGGUUUGAGUCCCGAGUGCCGCAUAACGGGGUGAGCUCCCGUUACUUGUCCUAGCUUCUGCCAACCUAGUGUGAGGAGGAGGAAGGUGAACGGAAAAUGCACGUUCACCGAAUAUUUUCUCACACAAGUCCAGCGUUUUGUGUUUUGAUUCUGGAUCAGUUGUUUCUCAAACUUGGCAACUUUUUAAGAUGAGUGGACUUCAACUCUCAGCAUUCUGGGAGUUAAAGUCCACCUAUCAUAAAAGUUGCCAACUUUGGAUGAUCUGGAUGAUCAGCUUAGAAUCUGGUGGUCUUUUUUUAGAAGCUAGGUAUCCCUAUAAACAAUCAGACAAAUUCCCAAGCUUAUACCCUGUUUCCCCCAAAAUAAGACAUCCCCUGAUAAUAAGCCCAUUCGGGCUUUUGAGCGCAUGGCAAUAAGGCCAAGUGCUUAUUUCAGGGUUCAAAAAAAUAUAAGACAGGGUCUUAUUUUUGGGGAAACACAAUAAUAGCAAGUGAUUUCUUUUUAGGUCAAUAAGGGACUUGUCAGAAUGCAGAACUCAUUUCUUAAGUAACAGUCAAAGCUAUGCUGGCUAGAAGUACAUAGGAGUGUCCAUAGGACGAGUGCUCAGAAAAAUCAAGGUGGAGGCCACAAACCUGUGAUUCAAACCACAAUGCAUUCUGAUGCAAAUUAGCAAGGGGGUAAGGCUUUGAUUGUUUGGUUGUCAUGUCCAUCUUGACUUCCUUGAGCAACAUCCCUGCAGGUCUCCACAAAAAUACAGUAGCUUAAUGUCUGAGGUGCAUCCUUCUUGCUUUUUGCAAAGGUCAGAAUCUUGCUAAAAUCUACUGUUUUAUUUCUAAUUUUCAGGCAAGCGUUCUUUAAAAAAUCAGUUUAUUUGCCUUACCUAGACAACCUGCGUAGUUCCCUCACUGUAAUUCUUCCUGCGAAGCAAAGCCAAGUGCCUUUUCCAUUCUUUUAUUAAAGUUUUACAUUGGGAUUUAUCUGUCUCCUACCUCUUAAUAAAUGUUAUUAAGCAUCACUAUAAGAUACAAAAUAUAGGAAAAGCAAAAGUUAGAAGAACAGGAGAAAGGAAGAGAAGAGAGUAGCUCCAUAUCUCUUUACCCGAUCGAUUAUUUUUCAUGCCGCAAUCACGAUAUAUCAAAAGGUCAGCUGUGUUUUUUUCCCCACUUAUAACAGCAUCAAGGAACAACGCUGUAAUUCAAUUUCAAAAGACCAAUACAUUUGAUUUCCUUCCAUUUAAAAGGCCAGUGCUUGAGGCACGGAAUGACUUUUCCGUUUAUUUUAAAUUGCUAUGAAUAAUAAGCUCCAAAACGGUCUUGCUUAUGUGGGAUUUAUUUAAAAAAAAACAUUCUUAAUUUUUACAUUGAUCUUUUAUCUUUGAAAUGCAAAUCGUCUUACUGUUUGCAAGGGAGCAUCCUUCAUUUUAAGCUUUUGCUGACCAAUUUGCAGAGUACAAACCCCACUGAAUUUAUUGUGAUUUACCUUUUGAGGAAUUACCUUGUCAAAAGAUCGCAAAAGGGGAUCCCAUGAUCUUGGGACAUAGCAACAGUCCUAAAUAUGAACCAGUUGUCAAGCGUCUGAAUUUUGAGCACACGAUCACGGGGAUGUUCAUAGAUGUAGCCGAUGAGGCCCAAACCUUUGCAAAUUCUCUAUACAAUUCUGUGAGCUUCCAACUCAUGAAAAUAUAGUUUACGCAGAAGUCAAAUCUAGGGGUUUGCAGGAAAGACUAGUGUGCAAGGAAAGAGUGACACCAUCAUUCUUUGAUGCCCACAUUUUUCUUGAAAGUGAACUAGAUAUAUCAAGAGCUGCCAAAUUUCACAAUAUUUUGUUGUUCCUACCUAAAAUUUUAUGGGAUAUUGAGCAAUUCACCUUAAGACUUAUAGGAUUUCGAGCGAGAAGGCCAAUCUUGCAAUAUUUUAGCCAUUUUUAGGGGGCAUUUCCCCCCACUUUAUCUUCACAACAGAAUUGUAUAUAGGACCCUCACCUAAAACUCCUUGAGCUAGCUGGGAACUGUUGUCUUGAACAGGGUUCUCCAACCUUGGCAACUUUAAGACUUGUGGACUUCAACUCCCAGAAUUCCACAGCCAGCAAAGCAAAGCUGGCUAUGGAAUUCUGGGAGUUGAAGUCCACAAGUCUUAAAGUUGCCAAGGUUGGAGACCCCUGGUCUUGAACAUGACAGCAAUAUUUUGCUGGCUGAGAAAAUAUUGCUGAUAUACUCAAACGUCACUAAAGUUGCGGUAAAAACUUUCAACAGGCGUCAGUAACAUGCUUUCCAAGAAAAAUGUUGUUUGUCAGUUCAGCAAAUAGAAUUUUAUGUAACAGGAACAUGUUGAAUUUCCUCACCAAAGUUGUGAAGCCCUUGCAAUAUUUCAUUUUUUUUAUUUAGACAGAAACCAGUAUGUGCUCCAAACACAUCCUUUGAUCUCACUGUUUUCCGUGAGAGCGUAAAUCGGAAUGGAGCAUGGUUUGUUUAUAUGUGUUCUGAUUAUGUGGUAGACAUUGAUAAAAAAUAAACAAGGGGGAAGAAAUAUUGCAAAUGGAAUAUUCACCAAAGGAAUUGAACUGUUGCUGUGCCUUUUUAAAAAUUAAUGGUUUAUGCCUUGAUGCUGCAUGUAUACAGUUAUAUGUGUACUGGGGGCCACGUAAAAGUUAAAAUUAGCUUUGUACACAAAUUCUGCCUUUUUCUUAAAACCUGACUUCGAUUUAUAUAUAUUUUCUGUUCACAGUGCUAAAUCAAAUGUUAAUGCUGAACACUAAUACCUUGUUUCUUUCAACUGUGACUAAAGGAGAAAGAUUUAUCUCUUAUGAAGCCAGUUUCCUAGUUAAAAGCCAAAUUUACUAUCUUCUGACUAUAUCUGAAAAUAUUAUUAUCCAAUAACACUUUAAACUUCAUAGAGUGAGCAAGGUAUUUAUUUGGCUUUUGAGAGAUACCCGGUAAUCCGUAUGACAUAUUGUAAGAUGCUUCUUUUCACUUUUCUGGAAUAUCUUUUAGAGAUAUACUGGCAAACUGCUGGCAGCUAUUGUUUUAAAAAAUAAAAUAUAUUUUUCACUUAACAA
Pantherophis guttatus is the source of this 4335-nucleotide messenger RNA. It is a transcript of the gene CLIC4, whose product is annotated as CLIC family member 4. The record is from RefSeq and is a predicted model, not a curated record. NCBI's taxonomy places the organism in Eukaryota, Metazoa, Chordata, Lepidosauria, Squamata, Colubridae.